This is a messenger RNA of Myripristis murdjan (pinecone soldierfish), 6053 nucleotides long. RefSeq names its product WD repeat domain 33 (gene wdr33). The record is from RefSeq and is a predicted model, not a curated record. Gene Ontology annotation, molecular function: protein binding. Gene Ontology annotation, cellular component: mRNA cleavage and polyadenylation specificity factor complex. The transcript is spliced from 22 exons. The coding region runs from base 216 to 3671 and encodes 1151 amino acids. Gene Ontology annotation, biological process: mRNA 3'-end processing. Lineage: Eukaryota; Metazoa; Chordata; Actinopteri; Holocentriformes; Holocentridae.
AGAAGAAGCCCGAGGCGAGCAGGAGGAAGCGUCAAGAUGGAGACGAUCGGUGGCUAAAGUGACAGAGCCGUUAAUUAUAACGUGAUCAUAAACCAUAAGCCGUACAUGGUUCUUCAAAAAAAAAAAAAAAGAAUAUCUUUAAAGAAGAAUCUAGCUAGUUAACUGUAGCUAGAUAGCUAACUCUGCAUUGGAUAUUGUUGAUAUAACCAGUCACCAUGGCGACAGACAUCGGCUCGCCGCCACGGUUCUUCCACAUGCCGCGGUUCCAGCACCAGGCGCCGCGGCAGGUCUUCUACAAGCGGCCUGACUUCGCCCAGCAGCAGGCCAUGCAGCAGCUCACCUUCGACGGCAAGCGCAUGAGGAAGGCCGUCAACCGCAAGACCAUCGACUACAACCCAUCUGUCAUCAGAUACCUGGAGAAUCGGUUGUGGCAGCGAGACCAUCGAGAUUUCCGUGCCAUUCAGCCUGAUGCAGGGUGUUACAAUGACCUCGUUCCACCCAUCGGCAUGCUGAAUAACCCCAUGAACGCUGUCACUACAAAGUUUGUCCGAACCUCCACCAACAAAGUCAAGUGUCCUGUUUUUGUCAUACGGUGGACUCCUGAGGGCCGUCGUCUGGUCACCGGCGCCUCCAGUGGGGAGUUCACCCUGUGGAACGGACUCACCUUCAACUUUGAGACCAUUUUACAGGCCCACGACAGCCCCGUGCGAGCCAUGACCUGGUCUCACAACGACAUGUGGAUGCUGACGGCCGACCACGGCGGCUACGUGAAGUACUGGCAGUCCAACAUGAACAACGUCAAGAUGUUCCAGGCUCACAAGGAGGCCAUUAGAGAAGCCAGCUUCUCGCCCACGGAUAAUAAAUUUGCCACGUGCUCGGACGACGGCACCGUCCGAAUCUGGGACUUCCUGCGCUGCCACGAGGAGAGGAUCCUCAGAGGUCACGGUGCUGAUGUUAAAUGUGUGGACUGGCAUCCCACCAAGGGCCUGGUGGUCUCCGGCAGCAAAGACAGCCAGCAGCCAAUCAAAUUCUGGGACCCAAAGACCGGCCAGAGCCUGGCCACCCUCCACGCCCACAAGAACACGGUGAUGGAGGUGAAGUGGAACCUGAACGGUAACUGGCUGCUGACGGCAUCACGUGACCACCUCUGCAAACUGUUUGACAUCCGGAACCUGAAGGAGGAGCUGCAGGUGUUCAGGGGCCACAAGAAAGAGGCGACAGCUGUGGCCUGGCAUCCCGUCCACGAAGGCCUGUUCGCCAGCGGCGGCUCCGACGGGUCCCUUCUCUUCUGGCAUACGGGUGUGGAGAAGGAGGUGGGCGGGAUGGAGAUGGCUCACGAGGGGAUGAUCUGGAGUCUGGCCUGGCACCCGCUGGGUCACAUCCUCUGCUCGGGGUCCAACGACCACACCAGUAAAUUUUGGACGAGGAAUCGUCCGGGCGACAAGAUGAGGGACCGAUACAACCUGAACCUGCUGCCGGGGAUGUCAGAAGACGGCGUGGAGUACGAUGACCUGGAGCCGAACAGCGUGGCCUCCAUCCCCGGCAUGGGCAUCCCGGAGCAGCUGAAGGUGGCCAUGGAGCAGGAGCAGAGCGCAGGUAAAGAGGUGGCUCCUGAGGUGGAGAUGUCCAUCCCCGGUCUGGACUGGGGCAUGGAGGAGGUCAUGUCCAAAGACAUGAAGAAAGUCCCGCAGAAGAAAGUCCCGUACGCCAAACCGAUCCCUGCACAGUUCCAACAGGCCUGGGCUGAGAACAAGGUGCCUGUGAUGCCCCCUGGUGGAGAAUUACCCAAAGAGCGGAAGGUGGAGCAGAAACCGGACGGGAAGAAGAAAACUCAGGCAGAGAUCGAGCAGGAGAUGGCAGCGCUGCAGUACACCAACCCCAUGCUGCUGGAGCAAAUCAAGAUGGACCGCAUGAACCAGAUGAAUACAGACGGGAACAUGGGCCCCCCGCCAGGACAGGGCCCCAUGGCACCCUUCCCCGGCCCUGGGGGCCCCAUGCCUCCCCCGCCACAGGGCUUCCCUCCAAACAUGCCCCCUCAGCAGAUGCCCCACAACAUGGGGCCCCCCAUGGGCCCCGGAGGCAUGCAGCCUCCUUUCAUGCCCCCAGGACAGAUGGGCCCCCCUUCCGGACCCCCACCUCAAGGGGCCCCUCAAGGCAUGAUGGGGCCCCCAGACAUUCAUGGACCGCAAGGUAUGCAGAGACACCCGGGUCCCCACAGGAACAUGGGCCCUCAGGGGCCUCAUGGCAUGGCCCCAGGACCCAGAGGGAUGCAGGGGCCUCCUGGAGGGAUGAUGGGGCCCCCUCCUCGAGGAAUGGGUCCCCGGGAUCCUCAGGGACCUCCGCCUCAGGGGGGCAUGAUGCCACAUCAAGGGAACAUGAUGGGCCCCCAAGCUCCUAUGCAGGGUGGGAUGAUGGGGCCCCCACCCAGGACACAUGGCAAUGUGCCAAACAAUUAUGGCAUGGGUAACAUGCAGGGGCCACCCCCAGGAGGGAUGCACGGGCCCCCAGGAAACAUGCAGGGGCCACCAGGGAACAUGCAGGGACCCCCAGGCAACAUGCAGGGGCCCCCAGGUAACAUGCAAGGAGCCCCUGGAAAUAUGCAGGGGCCGCCUGGAAACAUGCAGGGGCCGCCUGGAAACAUGCAGGGGCCGUACAUGCAGCACCAGGGCCAAAACUCAGGGCCCAUGAUGCACGGGAUGGGGCAGCAGGGACCCAACAACAAAGAUCCGAGGGGGCCACCACCGAACCACCACAUGGGACCUCCUGAUCGCCAGGGGCCUGGAGGGCCUGGAGGCCCCGGGGGACCUGGAGGCCCCGGGGGACCCGACCAGGGCUCAGGGCCUUACUGGGGUGACGGCCAGCAGGGCCGGCGUGGACCACAGGACUUUGACGGAGGCCAGGAUUUCCACGGCCGAGGAGAGGAGGGCUGGAGAGGAGGACCCGGCCAGGGCUACCAGGGGGGAGGAGGGGGCCACCGAGGGGGCGGCGGGGGCGGGGGGAACGGCGGCAACUGGGGGCCCGAGGAGAGGUUCCCCCGUGACGGUGCAGACUUCCGAGGACGGAGAGACGACAGGUACAGAGGCGGCGGCCCGUCCCGAGCCGGAGGCAGAGGCUAUGCCGACGAGUACGGCGGCCAGGACGACAGCUUCGACGGCCCAGACGAGAUGGGCCGAGGCUGGGAGGGCGCGGGCAGGGGGAGGCCGCCCCGAGGUGGAGGUCCGCCCAGAGGAGGAGGAGGCGGCGGGCGGCAGGGUCUGCUCCCCAUCCCGGACGAGUUCCCCUCGCACUACGAGGGAGGCAGGAACCAGGAGUCCUGGGAGGGCGGCAGAGACCAAGGUCACGAGGGUUACCGAGACGCCGCACAGAUGCAUGAUGGGUCGUCUCCGGCCAACCGCGAGCGCUCGUCCUCCCUGCAGGGCAUGGACAUGGCCUCGCUGCCCCCCCGCAAGCGGCCCUGGCAGGACGGGCCGGGCACCGGGGACCCCCGAGACCGAGAGUCACCCGGGGCCGACGGAGGAGGUCGGCCUUCUCAGAGGGACGAGGGAGGUUACGGUCCGUCCGGGCGAGGCGGCCGGGGCGGCUGGGGUCCCGGCGGAGGAGGGGGGGGCGGAGGACCCACCACCCGCAGAGGAGGGUCCAGAGGAGCGCCGCGGGGGGGGCGGGGCCGAUAGCCGAACACACAAAUCAAAUGAAAAGCGAGGAAAUCAGCCCACAUCCACAGCUCCGGCCCGGCCGUCCCUCCUGCACUGACCUCAGACAGUUUGGGGAUUUCUGGCUUUCGCCGUCGACCCCAAAGUGUUUGGAAAAUAAUGGAACAAUCCCGUCUCACUUUACUGUAAACACGCAGCCGCCGCCUGUCUCACCCCCCCACUCUGACGACCCGACGCUGUGAAGGCGAAUCCACAGCUUCCAGCGACAUGGACUUCUUUUUUUUAUGCCACCGUUUUGACGUCCGGAGCGUUUCAUGACGACGCCACCGAGCAGGAAACAUCGUUCACACACUCGGAUCCGACUGAGGCGAGGCUUCCCGUCUGCCUCCAGCCCGGGAGGAGGAGGAGCCCCGUGUGUGUGCGUGUGUGUGUGUGUGUGUGUGUGUGUCGGACUGCAGGGACCAAAAGACAGAAGGGAGGUGGGCGGCCUGAUGGCAGGGAGGAGGGAGCCUGCCUCUCGGUGGUUUUUGUCUUUUUUCACGACAGACAGCAGCGUGUUAGGGCCGCUGCUGGCACGGAAAAAAAGACCCGCGGGAAGGGAGCGGUAAUAUUCUGAGGAAAAAACUCUGAAUUUUCAAGGUUAAAUGUGUAAAUUUAUGAUAUUCUCUGAGAUUAAAGUGGUAAAUUACAGAAAAAAAAUCAUUUUUGAAAAAAUUAUACAGAUUAUAAAGUCACAAAUUUGUGAGAAAAACAACUCCGAAAUUCUGUGAUUGUACAAGAAAAAAUUCACAAACUUCACAAACAAGAAAAAAAAAAACUCAAGGAACCAAGCGCCGAAAUCAGAAAAGCGAAACGAUCCUUGACUCCAAAAAAAAAAAGUGUAAAAAAUUAAUUUACCACUUUAAUAUCAAAGAGAAUUUCCCCCCUGACACGCCGUCAGACUCACGGUUUGCUCUCCUGGAUCUGCAGCAUCGUCUCCUCCUGCGGACAAAGCGACUCAAACGUCGGGUCGCCGCUGCCGAGGCUGCUGGGAAAUCACAAAACGCACUCACGGGAUUAAACUGACGGACUCUUUUUCAUGGACGCUGCUAAUAGCUCAUAUUUCACAUGAUUCACAUUUCCUCAUAAUAACAGGGUCACACUCAUCCAGUCUUUUAUCUUUCUACAUUUUUGCAGAAGGGAACGUUUCCAUCUCUCUUCUGUGCCGCCAAAUGGAAAAAAAUAAAAGAUGAAGUCCAAACCUUUAUUGUUAAAGUCCCCUUGACGUGACCUCACAUGACCUCUGCUUCCUUAAACAGUGACAUCAUCGUCUAUUUAAAUAAAACCUUCACAAAACUUCACACGUCCUCUCUCUUCCACCUCGUCCCUCCUCCCUGCACCGCGUCCCGCCCACACUUCCUGUUUCAACAGGAAAUGCCUCAAAUCAACAAAGUAAGAGUCCGUUUCAUGGGGUCUUUAAUGAAUUCCAGCAGUUUGAGGAUUAACACACGCCACGUAGGUUCAGGACAGCGGCGUCCCGAAACCAGCGCCACGUCACGUUCAUCGCCAUUUUUACUCCAAAAAUGUUGAAGUCUCCUGUGUUUCAUCCAGACUUUUAUUCUUGUGAGGACAGGAGAGCGCCUGCAGCUGCUCAGACGCUCCGACAACUGCAGAAUCUGUCCGUCGCACGCAGAACGAGCGAGUGAGGCUGCACGAAACGCGAGCUGGGAGGCUCCGACCCAAACGCACAAACCGCAACCAAACUUUCCCAGGAUGCAGCUGGAGCCGGGCGCCCCCCCCCCUCCCUCUCCGGACGCACGCCCCCGCCCCUUCCCUCCGUCUCGGUUUCCAGACGUCCUCCUCGCGCUCGCCGGGCCGGAAAACAGACUGGAGACGAAAUAAGAAGGAAGUGUGAAUAUUUUUUCUGCUGGACUUCCCGGAUCCAGGAGCUGGAAACUGAGACGGAAUCAGGCGGCGACUUUUCCUUUUUCCUUUCUUUUCUUUUCUUUUCUUGAGGGAACGCAGGGCUUCAUGCUGACGGACUGAAAUGUGUAAAACUCUUCUUCGCUCAUUUCACUCGGGAUCCUCUGAGUCCUCUUCCUCUGAACAGACAGACAAACAAACAAACAAACAAACACUGGCUGGUUUUGCACCCGGGCGUCACCGAUGGCGACAGAAACGGAACAGAAAAAAAAAAACAGAGCGGGGUCUGAACGCAUCACUCCCCGAGUCCUCAGCUCCACUUAUUUAAGUUAAUUUUUUUAAUGUGAAAUAAUGGAGAGAAUCAUCACGCUGUGUCUCGGCCGGGCGCCGCCUCGUCUCCGGGCGUCCCUCCUUCUGUUUGUACAGUUUGUCUCCAGAUCGUUCUUGUUUUUGUCCAUUUUUGUAUGAGACUAUAAUAGAGUUUGUGCAAAGUUUACCAGA